CCGACUUCCGAUCGCGCCCUAUCACAUUACACAAAUCCGCGCAUAGCAUUCAGUCGCGUUCAAACUUCGCUUCAAAUGGCAACAACUUGCAGAGUGUUGAUGUAGCUCCAAACGGUUCUCCAAACGGUUCUCCAAACGGUUCUCCAAACUCUCUUCACCAACUAUCGUACAACGUGGGAUGCUUUGUUCAGUGUUUGUUUUUGGCCAGUUGCAUUUUCCAUGGAUUGCAGUAUGAUCCCCGGUCCUUUAGAAGAGAUUGCCUCGGAGUAUCUGUACGUGCUGGUUGCUGCGAAUGAUGUUGUGGCACACAUUGAUUGGAUGUAUGGGAUAUACCAAACAUGGACGGGCACACAUUUUUACGCCAACCUGUACAUACCACCAGAGCAUUGGCAGCUGUAUCGGGACAAAAUCAACUACGUAAACCAAACCUGGUCCUCGCUGAGCGCUGUGGUUGCCGAAAAUGAGUGUCCGGAGAUGAGGGAGCUGCUAAGACCACUCGACGAUCGUCGGCUUGCUUGGCAGGUGACGAAAAUGUUCCUCAAUGACAUUCUUGAUGCUUCGGAGCAUCAUUACGCGAUGGAUGUUGAUUAAUGAAGAAUUAUAUAAAAAAGUUGUUAAAUUUUAAGAAAUGUUUGGUUUAAAACAUUUCGAUUGAAAACGGUUAAUAAAGAAUCUGUUCAUGUUACGUUACCUA
This is a messenger RNA of Anopheles merus, 694 nucleotides long. RefSeq lists its product as uncharacterized. The record is from RefSeq and is a predicted model, not a curated record. The transcript is spliced from 2 exons. Lineage: Eukaryota; Metazoa; Arthropoda; Insecta; Diptera; Culicidae. Bases 220 to 591 code for a protein of 123 amino acids.